AUGGGCGGCGCUUCCAAGCAAGGCGGUAAACGGAUCGACUUCAUCGUCAACACCGGCAAUCCCAGCGACGCCGCCAACAAGAAGCGCGUCAGGAGCGUUGCCGCGCUGAAGUCCUGGCCGGAGCGGAGGAGGAAGAUCUUCGAGCAGCUGGAGAGUACGUCCACGGGAGGGCGGGGCGCGUUUCUGGUCGAGGAGCCGAAGAAGAAAGUGUCCAAGACGACGACGACGACGACGACGACUGUAGAGCGAGUGGCCGGACCCCCGAGACCUGGCGAGGAGAUUGUCACGGCGGUGACGGAUUCGCACCAUCACCAGUCUUGGUCCGCUCCGACGUCCAAUGGAUAUCACUUGUAUCACGAUGCGCUUUCCAGAGUCCCCGCGACCGCGAAGGCGGUUGAGCAGGUUCACGCUGUCCAUCGAGACACGCCGUGCUCGUGUCCGCAAUGCCGUCAUAAACGCAAACUGGCCAACAGGCUGCUUAAGUCGGACCUGAACGCAGAUCGCGCCGUUCCCGAGAGAAAGAAGCGGGGGGUGGGUGCAAGUGAGAAGGCAAUGGUGUUCAGUGGCAAUAUGGCUAUGAUCACUCCGCCCUCAUCGCCUGACUGGGCGGUAUCUGCUGGGAGAACGGAUCCAUUCAACUGCUACCCGGUGCCUUACCAGCCACUGUUUGACCAGGUGCUUCAUCACAGUAAGUCUCACUCGGACACAGAUGCGACUUCACGAACUCAGGCUUGUGGAACUGCCCGGCACGACCUCGAUGACUUCCUAUACACAGAUCUAUGUACCGCUUCCAAGUGGAUCUGUGCUAAUCAACCACACAGUGAUGAAGGUGUAUGCGCCUCGCGGCUGGUCCGCCCUUCGAAUAACAGACGAACAAGGUGCACAUUGGGAAUGGUACAUGACACAGUGUUCUCUCGCAGAGCCGGCUCUCUUCUACGUUCGCCUUCUCUUCGGCUCGGGAGACAUGGUCAAACUAGGCGGUCUUCGAAACGAGAUCCAGUACUGGCUACGAGCCCAAGCCAUUCAGAGCAUCAACGACGCAAUCAAAGACCCGAAGCGCUGCUGUUCGGACGCUCUCAUCCUGGCAAUUGGACGUAUUGCUCUGCACGAGCAUAUGCACGGCGAUCAGUACUCGUCUGUACACGUGCACCGGCCGGCCCAGCGACGCAUGGUGGACAUGCGGGGUGGCAUGAGGAACCUUCAGAUUCCGGAGCUCAUCAAGCGACUAAUGAGAUGGUCGGAUAGGAUCAUGGCCGUGGGAUCCGGGACCGAGCAGCUUCUGGAUGAUGAAGGAGACCGAAGCUAUUCAUUGAAGGAGACUGUCAACGCCAUCGAGAGGUGGGCACCUCAUGCGAUGCCGCAGGUGCGAAGCAAGGUGAAGAUUUCCGAUCUGCUCAAUGAUGACGAUUAG
This is a messenger RNA of Lecanosticta acicola, 1411 nucleotides long. The record is from the annotation of a GenBank genome assembly. Lineage: Eukaryota; Fungi; Ascomycota; Dothideomycetes; Mycosphaerellales; Mycosphaerellaceae.